AUGUCACACGUAACAUCGAGAGAACCGCGCAACCCGCCAGCCGUCAUGCACACCAUCUUGGAAAACAUCGGCAACACACCUCUAGUGCGCCUAAAUAAGGUGCCGCAGUCGAUCGGCGUCAAGGCGACAGUCUACGCAAAGUGUGAAUUCUUCAACGCCGGCGGAAGUGUAAAGGAUCGAAUCGCGUUGCGAAUGGUCGAGGCGGCCGAGAAGGAAGGCCGCCUCAAGCCUGGUUACAGUGUCUUGAUUGAGCCGACGAGUGGCAAUACCGGUAUAGGUCUUGCGCUCGUAGGUGCAGUCAAGGGUUAUCGAACCAUUAUCACUCUGCCAGAGAAGAUGAGCAGCGAGAAGGUGAGCGUGCUGAAGGCUUUGGGUGCUGAGAUUAUCCGCACACCUACCAGCGCGGCAUGGGACAGUCCGGAGAGUCAUAUUGGAGUGGCCCGACGGCUAGAGAAAGAGAUACCAGGCGGUGUAAUUCUGGAUCAGUACGGCAAUCCAAACAAUCCUCUGGCUCACGAGUUUGGCACUGCGGCCGAAAUUGUUGAGCAGACCAGUGCGCUGCCCAGCAACCUCGCUGCAGUGGUCGCUGGAGCCGGUACUGGAGGCACAAUCACAGGUAUCUCGCGAGGAAUCAGGAAGGCACACGGAAGUAAGGUGCAAAUAGUCGCCGCUGAUCCCAAGGGCUCUAUCCUGGCUCUGCCAGCCGAGCUCAACGACGAUGGCAAAGACUCUCCCUACAAGGUAGAAGGCAUCGGUUACGACUUCAUUCCCGAUGUGUUGGCUCAAAACGAGGUCGAUGUCUGGUACAAAACAGAUGAUCGCGAGUCCUUCUACUGGGCAAGACGACUCAUUCGUGAAGAGGGUCUACUUGUGGGUGGAAGCUCCGGCUCAGCCAUGGCAGCGUGUAUGAGAGCAAUCAAGGAUCUCAAACUCAGCGAGGACGAUUCGGUGGUAGUCAUUCUACCAGACAGCAUUCGAAGCUACCUGUCCAAAUUUGUCGACGAUGACUGGCUGGCAGCAAAUGAUUUGCUACCACCUGCAGACCCUCUGACUGCUCCGCCAACGCCCAAGGCUCACGCUAUCGACCCGGAAGACGCCGUUAAUACGGACGCCUCAACUCCAGCCCAGCUGCCCAUCCACACCAAGGAGAAGCAUGCCAACGCCAAGAUAAAGGAUCUUCGACUCAAACCUAUCCAAACCAUCGCUGAAACUGCGAGCGUCGACGAUGCCGUUGAACUCAUGCGCGACAAGGGUUACGACCAGAUUCCCGUUACCUCAGGAUCAGGCAAAAGACUGGUGGGCAUGGUCACGCUUGGUAAUUGUCUUUCGUACUUGUCCUCAGGUCGGGUGAACAUCAAAAGCCCGGUGGCGGAUGUCAUGUUCCACUUCUCGAAGACCGACGAGUUCAAGCCCAUCGAGGUCAGUCCUGAGGGCGCUGAAGGCGAAGAGAGCAAACGCCAAUUUGUCGAGAUCACCAUGGAAACACCUCUUAGCUACCUAGAGCGCUUCUUCGUUUGGAACGCGGCUGCAAUUGUGACGGAACGUGAUAAUGAUGGUUCACUCAAGCCACUCGCUGUUGCUACUAAGGUGGAUCUGCUCCUGUGGCUCGUGAGGCAAGGUCGACAAGAAGGUUUGAAGAAGUGA
Molecule: messenger RNA, 1644 nt
Organism: Pseudocercospora fijiensis CIRAD86
Lineage: Eukaryota; Fungi; Ascomycota; Dothideomycetes; Mycosphaerellales; Mycosphaerellaceae
Exons: 1
Coding region: 1-1644 (547 amino acids)
Cellular component (GO): cytoplasm
Molecular function (GO): cystathionine beta-synthase activity; cysteine synthase activity
Source: RefSeq, a predicted model, not a curated record